Molecule: messenger RNA, 2581 nt
Organism: Branchiostoma floridae (Florida lancelet)
Lineage: Eukaryota; Metazoa; Chordata; Leptocardii; Amphioxiformes; Branchiostomatidae
Product: protein unc-50 homolog
Exons: 8
Coding region: 99-887 (262 amino acids)
Cellular component (GO): Golgi membrane
Source: RefSeq, a predicted model, not a curated record
GAAACAACAGUGUUUUUCGCAGUUUGCUGCGGUCGAUAGUGAAAAACAGAGGAAGGGGAGGGAACGUUGACAGUAGUUGCACCAGUUACUUUGCCUUGAUGUUACCCAGCAGACUCUCGCCACCAGCCAGCCCGACCGGUACUUCCACAAACCCCAUGUUGGAGGCACGGCACACCGCGGGCGCCAAGCGCUACAAGUACCUGCGUCGCAUCCUCAAGUUCCGACAGAUGGACUUUGAGUUCGCACUAUGGCAGAUGCUGUACUUGUGUGUUGCACCACAGAGAGUAUACAGAAAUUUCCACUACAGAAAACAGACAAAAGACCAGUGGGCUCGAGAUGACCCGGCCUUCCUGGUCCUGCUCAGCUUCUGGUUGUGUGCAUCUUCCCUUGGUUUUGCCAUUGUGCUACAGUUGAGUAUAAUGGGGAUGAUUAAACUGCUCCUGUGGGUCAUCUUUGUGGACUGUAUCGGAGUUGGACUCAUGGUAGCGACACUGCUGUGGUUCGUUGCCAACAAGUACCUACAGACACAGAAGUCUGACCAGGAAGUAGAGUGGGGAUAUGCCUUUGAUGUCCACCUGAAUGCCUUCUUCCCCCUGCUGAUCAUUCUACAUGUCAUCCAGCUCUUCUUCAUACACCCUCUGAUUGACAAAGAGUGGUUCAUGUCGCGGCUGUUUGGGAACACGUUGUGGCUGAUCGCCCUGGGGUACUACCUGUACAUCACAUUCCUGGGAUAUAGCUCCCUUCCGUUCCUGCGCCACACAGUAGUUCUGCUGUACCCUGCCAUGCUCAUCAUCCUCACGUUUUACAUAGUCUCCCUUCCCGUGGGCUGGAACUUCACCCAGGGACUCAUGUGGUUCUAUAGAUAUAGAGUUGGGCAUUAUGUAUAGUCUCUAGGUUAAUGGUGUACAUUGUGUGCUCAAACAGAGCAAACAGUUCCAUGUUUUCUUUCAUUUCUAUGUACAAAUAUAAAGUUCUAGGGUUAGGGUCUGAGAGAAGUGUAAAUGUAAUGACUGUAUUAUGAAUUGUACGCUCUUUGUGUAAGAAUACUAGUAUAAAGGUGAACUUGUAUUGUAGUCUAGUCUGCUACUAGCAGUAUUUGCUGAUAUGUCAGCAACUAGCAAUUUAGACUUAUAUUCUGGUGCAGCUGCAGUAUGGUCCAAUCAUAUGAGAUGAUUUAUUCCUAUGUGAUGGUUGGCUUUGAUUCCCCGACUCUCAAGAACUUUUAUUGGGGUACACUGGAUACAUUAUAUGUGUUGUCUAAGAUUCUUUUACAAGUGUUUGUGUGUGUUUCACCCAUUUGUUUCAAGGUUAGGAAGAAAUGUGCUAUUUGUUAUGAAGUAGAGCUACAUGUACAUUUCUUAUCUAGUUUCAUAUUUCAAUUAUUUUCCAUGAACCAUAAAGGUGUUGGUUAAUCACAUUAAAGCUUGUCAGGCAUAGCCAAGGGUAGGGAUUCUAGCAAAUGCACCAGAGAAUUUGCACUUGAAUUUUGUAGAUUACUUUAUGACUGAUUGCAUAAAGUUUGUAGAGACAGGAGCAUAGUAGGGAAAGAGUUAGAUAGAGAUGUUGUAGAUCAUGGGAAACCAUGUAAAGCUUGCUAUAUUUUCUGUUGUUGUUAUUUACAUUGUGCAAUGUGCUGUAUCCCGUGAGUUUCACAUCAUUUUGGAAUGGAACACUUUGUGAAAAUAAUUGUAGAUAUUUUGUCUAUAUACAGUAUAUGCAAUUUUGUCUAUUUACAUAUUCCUUACAUACAUACUUACAUUCAUGUAUUCCUGUUAAAGUUUCAUAUAUGGUAUGGCUUCAGGCAAUAAGAUUGUCACUACUACACCAGUAUUGUGUAUGGAAGACAAUCUAGGCUAUAAUGAGCUGAUCGUUUCAGUCGAAACGUUAAGGCAUAAAUGAAGAAUAGAGUUGUUUCACCUAUCUCUGUGAUAUUUUGACUGUUGCAUUCCUGAUCAAAUUGCCCAAAAGAAGCCACACAGCCGAGACUUCGAUAUAUGGGGUUUAAUAGACUACUAGUAUUUCGAGUAUUCAUUAAAUUUUCCCAAGUCACACAUUUCAUCUGAGUUGUCCAGACUAGCUUGCACAGUCAAUACAAACUUGAAUGAACAGAGGGCUGAUUUGAGUUUUCCUACCAACACCACUGAUUCACUACCAUGGGUAUGCUUCCACAGUGUACAAUAACUGAAUAAGGUAUUCAUUGAAGUUUACAUUGUAGCUCAUCUAAAUAUCUAAAUAACACUUCAAACUACGUGUCAGCCCCUACAAGCAGCAGGCUGUUUAACACAGACUACUUGAGGUUACUUGAAGAAACCCUGCUUUGAGAGGACUCCUUGAGUCUUGACCUAAAUGUAGAAGUCAAACACACUUUGUGUUUUCACUUUUCACUAGUUAACUGAAGUACAAAGGUGAUUAACAUAUACAAAUUAGACAUGUACUGAAGAAUAUUAUGUAAAUAUAAAAUAAAGGGAUUUCAGUUGGUUUAGUAAGUAUUAAUGGAUCUGUAAGCACUACUUUUGUAUUCAAAUAAAUGAUACUGUUCAUGUCUAACCCUUGGCUAACAGGGAACAACAUGUGAACAGAC